AUGGAUGUUUACAGACUAGAAGUAAGUCCUGACUUAAGUGAAGAUAAAUUCUCCAGUGUAUACCAAGGGCCUCAAUUGAACUAUGACGUAAAGGGUCUGACCCCUUUCCAUUCCUACUGCUUUAGAGUUCAGGCCGGUAAUAGUGCCGGUUUCAGCGGAUUUUCUCCAGUUGCUACUACAUUAACACCUGCAGCACCUCCUUCUGCUGUUACUUCGUUGAAAUCUGAAUCAACUCCUACCUCCAUGACCUUAUAUUGGAACACGCCUAAUGAGAAUGGUAGCCCUAUUACGAAUUACAACAUUGAAAUCGGUGAUAGGACAAUAUCAACAGAUGGCGCUGUAAAUGAAUAUACUGUGGAGGGUUUACUUCCGGAAACAAAUUAUAAAAUCAAGAUCCAAGCUAUCAAUGAUGUUGCACAUGGUCCAUUUUCGUCUUCAUUGAGAACUGCUACGUUGAGGCUGCCUCCGACUGCACCCAGGUUAGAAUGUAUUGCCACUGCUCAUAACUAUAUUAAAUUAAAAUGGGGCGAAGGCAAAAACACUGAAUAUACCCAAUACUGUGUGGAAAUGGACAAUCCGCGCGCCGGAGAUUAUCAGUGUGUGUACAAAGGAACAGCUCUCACUUGCAAAGUCAACAAGUUACAUGAAUCUACAACAUACAGAUUUAGGGUGAACGCUGCUAACGAUGCAGGUGUUGGAGAUUUUUCUGAAGACUAUGAGUUUACUACCACAGUUGCUCCUCCAACGACGCUGAAAGCUCCUAAAGUUAUAGAAGUGGAACAAAGGAGUUGUUCUCUUGAGUGGUUGCCAGCUAAAAAUGCAUUUUCGGAUUCCGUUGUCUACAGAGUAUCUAAGACUUCUGAGGGUAAAUGCACCAUCGAAGACCUGGAACCAGGAACCGACUACAUGGCUCGUAUUUGUCCUGUCCGUUUGACAUCGGUCGGGGAACUUCCCGGUCCAGCGUCACCUUCAACAUCAUUCACGACAACCGCUUUGGAACCAGCAGCAGGCUCAUCUACAAAGUCCACCUCCACAGGAAGUAUCGCUCCACAUGGGCCGUCUCACAAACAUCGUUCUCUCUAUCAUUCCAUUUGGCAAGCGCUCACCUUUUCCGAGGAGUACUGCACUUACAUGUACGUGAUGUUGUGUGAAAUUAAGCAAGCCUUAGACGAGUACCAGACUCAGACCGAAGUAUUCCAAAUAUAG
Molecule: messenger RNA, 1206 nt
Organism: Diabrotica balteata
Lineage: Eukaryota; Metazoa; Arthropoda; Insecta; Coleoptera; Chrysomelidae
Source: the annotation of a GenBank genome assembly